This is a messenger RNA of Bufo bufo (common toad), 2507 nucleotides long. It is a transcript of the gene TENT5A, whose product is annotated as terminal nucleotidyltransferase 5A. Gene Ontology annotation, biological process: mRNA stabilization. The record is from RefSeq and is a predicted model, not a curated record. Gene Ontology annotation, molecular function: RNA binding; poly(A) RNA polymerase activity. The coding region runs from base 538 to 1731 and encodes 397 amino acids. NCBI's taxonomy places the organism in Eukaryota, Metazoa, Chordata, Amphibia, Anura, Bufonidae. The transcript has 2 exons.
GGAGAGUUCUAGGGGCUUCUAGUGGUAGAGCGGGCGCAGACACCCGUCCGUUGGCCCCUGAGGUACCAGAGGGGCCGGGACUAAAGCUGUGUCUUCCUUCCCUCUGCAGUCAUUAUUACCGUGUCUGGAAAGAAUGCUCCGCUCAUUAGAAGAUUAAAGUCUUCUCUAUGACGCAGGCUGCCCGGGUCAAGCCGUGCACUCUGUGACAGAGCGGCGUCCCCUCCCCCCUCCGGGUCACCCAGCGCCUGUACGCCGUGUAUAGAGAGGGAGCAGUGACGAGCGCUGCCCGGACACAUCGCUAUGCUAAUAGGGGGGCGUGUCUGGGAGGAACGCCGCCACAGCGAUGCCUCAUAUAUAAAGUAGUGGGGGGGCGAGCGCAGCAGAUCUUCAGCCUGGGCACACAGCGCGGCAGCUACUCCGCUGGUACUUCUUCUGCUCUUCUUUUUUUUUUUUUUUUUUUCUUCAUCCCCCUGUGCUAGUUAGCGGAUUUAGCCCGACUCCUUGCAGGAGACAGUCGAAGCAACACGGCAUCUCACCAUGGCAGACGAUGAAGGUGGCAUAUGCCAAGGCUGCGACAGCAGUCACUGCAACGUCCUCAGCUGGGAGCAAGUGCAGCGCCUGGACGCGAUCCUCACCGAGACCAUCCCCAUCCACGGCCGGGGCAACUUCCCCACUCUGGAGAUGAAGCCCCGGCAGAUCGUGAAGGCGGUGCGGUGCCGCCUGGAGGAGAGGAACAUCAACGUGCGGGACGUCCGGCUGAACGGCUCCGCGGCCAGCCACAUCCUCCAUGAGGACAGCGGGCUGGGCUACAAGGACCUGGACCUGAUCUUCUGCGUGGACCUGAAGGGAGAGGCCGAGUUCCAGACUGUGAAGGAUGUGGUGCUGGACUGUCUGCUGGACUUCUUACCCGAAGGAGUUAACAAGGAGAAGAUCUCCCCGCUCACCCUGAAGGAAGCUUAUGUCCAGAAAAUGGUGAAGGUCUGCAACGAUAACGACCGGUGGAGCCUGAUCUCCUUAUCGAAUAACCAUGGCAAAAACGUGGAGCUCAAGUUUGUGGAUUUCUUGAGGAGGCAGUUUGAGUUCAGCGUCGAUUCCUUUCAGAUUAAACUGGAUUCUCUCUUGCUUUUUUACGAGUGCUCCGAAAACCCAAUGACUGAAACUUUCCACCCUACCAUCAUUGGGGAGAGCGUGUAUGGAGAUUUCCAGGAAGCCUUUGACCACCUUUGUCACAAGAUCAUUGCCACCAGAAACCCUGAGGAGAUCCGUGGAGGUGGCCUUCUCAAGUACUGCAACCUUUUGGUAAGGGACUUCAGGGCAGCCUCUGAGUCUGAAAUGAAGUCCCUGCAGAGGUACAUGUGCUCUAGGUUUUUCAUUGACUUUUCAGACAUUGGAGAACAGCAGAGGAAGCUGGAGUCCUACCUGCAGAACCACUUUGUGGGCUUGGAAGACCGCAAGUAUGACUAUCUCAUGACUCUACAUGGUGUGGUCAAUGAAAGCACAGUCUGUCUCAUGGGACACGAACGAAGGCAGACUCUGAGCCUUAUCACCAUGCUCGCCAUCCGAGUACUGGCCGAACAGAACAUUAUUCCCAAUGUAGCCAACGUAACCUGCUACUACCAGCCAGCCCCCUAUGUAGCAGAUGCCAACUUCAGCAACUACUACAUUGCCCAGGUGCAGCCUAUCUUUACAUGCCAGCAGCACACCUACUCCACUUGGUUACCCUGUAAUUAAGACUGAGGAAGCUGUUCCGCAUCCAUAUUAAGCAGGGGCAUACCCAGAUAUAUAAUAUGGUGUGAGUUUGACAAUGGUGAUCUGCUCUAGGUUUCUACCUUUUUGUGAAGCUUGUGGUUCCUAUAGAAUUCAUGAGAGCACGAUCAGAACGAUAAGCUCCUAAUUUAUUGGGUUUUACCCCCCCCCCCCCCCCCCCCUCAGCCGCACCUGUCAUUUAAGGCUGACGUCGCCCCCUGUAGUAUGAGAUGGGGGCCUGCUUAAUGGAAGUUCAGGUUGGUGCUUCCUGCUCACUAUACCUUGACUAGAAAGCGGUCGGGUUAGUCAAAAGGGAGUUAAUGUGCUUAUGUCCUGAAUUUAAGAUGCCUGAAGGUUGCUAGACUGGUGAUCUCGUGUCACGUAGAAUGCUUUCUUGGACGCGGUGAACUGCGGUAGGGGUUGAUGCAGUUCUCCCAACUGUCAGAUCUUCAUAAAAGUGAACGCCUCUUCUUUCUAGAUAUCUGCAUAACUCACAUUUGCACAAGUGUGACCGUGCCUAGAGAGAUGGUAGCAAAUGUAACACUUGAGGACCAAAGAUUUCUUAAAGAAACCUACCCAAAACAGGAAAGCAGGGGGGGGGGGGAGGAGGAGAGGAGAGCUUGUGAGUGUACCUGUUUAUUUACUGUAUCAAAGUGCCUGUUUCCUUAAGAAAAUGACCAAGUUAACUUUGUGAUUGAACCGCACAUUUUCAUUUUUAUCAGGGAUUCGAAAUUUAAGGCGAAAAGAGCAUUUAAAAAAAA